Molecule: messenger RNA, 549 nt
Organism: Caenorhabditis briggsae
Lineage: Eukaryota; Metazoa; Nematoda; Chromadorea; Rhabditida; Rhabditidae
Exons: 4
Coding region: 1-549 (182 amino acids)
Biological process (GO): TOR signaling
Cellular component (GO): cytosol
Source: RefSeq, a predicted model, not a curated record
AUGUUUCAGGUCACCCCAACCACUGAACGCAUCGAUAUGGAGCGUCUGAAGCGUCGUGACGCCAUCGCCUUCUCGUCAAGUGUCAUCUUGUUCGAGGAUGAGCUUGCCGACCAUGGAAUUGCUCAGCUCUCGGCUCGUUGUCGUGUCAUGCGCGAGGGAUACUUCUUCGUGUUGCUUCGGUUCUACAUGAGAGUCGAUGGAGUGCUUUUGAGAUGCUGUGACACCCGGAUCGUUGGCGACGACAACUCGGGCAAAGUGAUUCGUGAAUGGCAACUGCGCGAGGCGAAUACGAGAAUCUUCGUCACGUGGACCCAGAAGCCCUGCUCGACGUCGACAGGGCAUGGAUGCAUUUGCCGAUUGUUGAGGAGCAAAUUGAUUCUUUUUUAUUGUCAAGAAUUGCAUUUUUUGCUCUUGUUUCCCUUAUAUUAUAUUGUGAUCUCUAUUCCAUUUUUUUUUCUGAAUUUCCAUGUUAUUUAUGAAUUAUUAUUGCUAAUUUGUUGCUUGGAAACAUCUGAAAAUCUCAAAAAAAAUCAAAUGCUGAAAAUUUGA